This is a messenger RNA of Naegleria gruberi, 6224 nucleotides long. RefSeq lists its product as uncharacterized. The coding region runs from base 1 to 6204 and encodes 2067 amino acids. The record is from RefSeq and is a predicted model, not a curated record. Gene Ontology annotation, molecular function: protein binding. The transcript has 2 exons. NCBI's taxonomy places the organism in Eukaryota, Heterolobosea, Eutetramitea, Acrasida, Naegleriidae.
AUGAAUUAUUUGACCUCUCUUAGGUAUAAUCCAAUUUAUUAUGAUUAUCCGAAUGGAAUUUUAUAUGCUUUUGGAGGAAAUGAUAGUAAGAAACGAGUUACAAAAUCAGUGGCUGCUACUAAAUCUUUAAGAGAAAUUAGAAAAAGUAAUGGAAACGUUUACAAUACAACUGUUCAUUCAGAUUUUGGAGAUUUUCAACAAAUUUCAACUCUCACCACUGCUAUGGUCAAUUAUGCUGUUUAUUCGAUUAAUAAUCCAACUGGUGGAAGAUUAGUUUAUUUAUUUGGUGGAGAUUCAACAUUUGGAAUUAUUCAGGCCUCUAACUCAAUUACUAAUCUAAAUUAUUAUUCACCAAAUUUGGCAAAUAUUCCACCAACCUAUUUUGCACACUUCAUUACUGAACAAUAUAUUUAUUUAAUUGGUGGUAUUUCGAAUGGUGGUGUUUAUGAUAAUGGAAUUUUCAGAGCUAAUCUUUCAAGUUUAUUAACUCAAUGGGAAAGAUUUGCUGAUUUUCCAGUAACUAUUGCAAAGGCAAAUGCAUUUCUAUUGAAUGGAGAUGUUUAUGUCAUUGGUGGAAAGAAUAAUGAGACUGAUGAUAAUCGGAUUGUUUAUUCUGUUCCAUUGAAUGAUUUGGAAACACUUUCUGCUAAUUUUAUUGAGAUUGCUACCUUGAGCCGACCAACAGUUGGUUCUUCACUCGUAUUGACAAGGGAUUAUGGUUUCCUAUUUGGAGAUGAGAAUGCUGGUUCUGGAGUAGGUAUUGAUACUGUCCUUGUUUUUCCCACAAGUGAUGUUUCACAAAUAUUCGAAAUUGGUAUCAAUGAUUAUUAUUUCUCUUAUGGUGUUCCAGUUGUGGUUUCUGGAACUAUUGCUAGUUUCUUUGAGAGCACUCGUUCAGAACUUGUUGAAAUUGAAUUGGCAUCAGAUGCAGUUCCAUAUUGUUUCGGAUUGGAUGCAACGAAUCCAGUUGCAUGUUCGGGACAUGGAAAUUGUGUUGCCAAUGAAUACUGCAGCUGCAAGAGAGGAUAUUAUGGCAUGGAUUGUUCAGUCACCUUUCUAUGCAAUGGAACCAUUUCCUAUUCUCAGAAUGUGUGCAGUGGCUACGGUUCUUGUGUCAAUACGGAUGAAUGUUCCUGUAGAGCCAAUAGAGAUGGAAAGUUUUGUCAAUUCAGUUAUUGUAGUGGUAUUCUUAAUACUGAUCCAACAGUUUGUAAUGGAAAGGGAUCUUGUGUGAAUUCAGUUUGUCAGUGUGAGCAGGGAUUUUAUGGAAGUGAGUGUAAGAAUUAUUCGUGUUACGAAAUACCUUCCACUAAUUCUUCAGCUGCAUGUUCAGGACAUGGCACUUGCAAUUCACCAAAUAAUUGCACUUGUUAUGGACCUUAUUCUGGAGACAUGUGUCAGAGAUUUUAUUGUGGAAUUUUCUCGAAUGAAGAUGCCGAUAUGGCUUGUAGUGGGAAUGGAAAGUGUACUGAACCUGGCAAAUGCACAUGUAACAGUGGAUUUUAUGGAGCCAAUUGUGAAUCUUUUAAUUGUUAUGGUGAAAUAUUCAAUAGUUCAAGAGUGUGUAAUGGAAACGGUUCAUGUAUUUCACCAGAUCACUGCACAUGUCGAAAUGGCUAUACUGGAUCAAACUGCUCAAUUCCAACUUGUUUUGGAGAGAAUGGCACCUUGGCUUGUGAUUCACACGGAAUUUGUACAGCUCCUGAUACAUGUAAUUGUACAGGAGGAUACUAUGGCAGUAGAUGUUCAAUGUUUACGUGUUUUGGAGUCGAUUACAAGGAACCAUCUGUUUGUUCUUCUGAAGGUUCUUGUGUAGCUCCAGAUACUUGUGAAUGUAAUCAAUUCUAUACAGGAAAUAACUGUUCUCAUUACACAUGUUUUGAUGUGAGAGAUGACAAUUCAACUUUAGUUUGUUCAGGAAAUGGAAAAUGUACCAAACCUAAUGUUUGUUCAUGUAAGGAGGGAUACACUUCUGCCAAUUGCUCUGCGUAUUCUUGUAAUGGUAUUGGACAUGAUAAUUCAAAGGUCUGUAACUCUGUUGGUGUUUGCACAUCACCAAAUAAUUGUACCUGUCAAUCAGGUUACUAUGGUUCUGAUUGCCAAGUUUCAGAGUGUUUUGGAAUUAGAAGUGAUAAUCAAAGUGUUUGUUCUGGAAGAGGUGAAUGUAGUGGAAGAAAUGCUUGCAACUGCUCUCAAAAUUAUUUAGGAUCCCAAUGUGAAUUGACAUCUUGUUUCGGCAUUCUUUCGAAUAUAUCCAAUGUCUGUAAUGGAAAUGGAAAAUGCAUAGACUUUGAUCAAUGCUCUUGUAAGGAGGGAUAUUCAAGUCCCCAAUGCACAGAUUUCUAUUGUGGAACUUUUCAUUUUAAUAAUUCUGCAACUUGCUCCGGAAAGGGAAGUUGUGUUUCGCCUAAUUCAUGCAACUGCUCAAUUCCCUACUUUGGAAAGUAUUGUGAAAACUUUAAUUGUUUCAAUAUUUUGAAUAACCAAUCAACAGUUUGCUCUUCACAUGGAUCUUGCAUAGCUCCCGAUACUUGCAAAUGUGAAGAAGGUUAUUUGGGACAAAAUUGUUCCUCCUUUUCAUGUUUCAACAAGACAGCUGAUAGUGAUGAUGUUUGUUCUGGAAGAGGUUUAUGUAUUUCACCAAAUACAUGCAUGUGUACUGUGGAAGGGUUCCUUGGAAUGGAUUGCAACUUGUCAUUGCCAUUUGAUAUUUAUUUGAAUGUUUCGAAUAGUAUUGUUAUUUAUAGUGAUGAUAAUCCAAUUAUUGGAUUCAAAGUUUUAUCAAAUUAUAACGAAUCUGAUUUCUUUGGAUACAGAUUAACAUCUUCUGGAAUUGCUCCUGUCAAUCAAAAGAGCAAUGAAUUUACUCUUGACACUAGUCAACUUUCUAUUGGCCUUACCAAUUAUUUCCUAAUUGCCAGAUUGAAGAACAGCAGAACUUCCUCAUCUCUAAAACUUUCUGUUGUGAAAUUACAAAAAUCCAGACCAUCAAUUGCAAUUUCCAAGUUUGUAUCUGUCAAUGUUCCUGAAUUUAUUGUUUCUAGAAAUGCCACAACAUUUGACUUUUAUUUAUUGAACUUGACAAUUAGUGGGCAGUCUGUUUCUUCAUUAUUUGGAUGUAAUUCUAAAUGUGAUUCUUUGGAUUCAGUUUACAAUAUUUCCUCUUUACAAAGUUCUUCCUAUGUUCUUAUCAGUGAUGCAAGCAAUUCUAUUGGAUUUAGUCCAAUUCUUCAAAUUCCAUCCUUUACUCUAACUAAAUCUCAAUUGGAACAAGCAACAUUUUUACAAUUUGAUUUUACAAUUGGAUCUGCAAUUGGUUCCAAGAGAAUUCCAAUCAUUUCUGCACCAAAACCAAAGAAUGGUGUACUCACAGCUAGUAGCUCAAUUUCAAGAGGAGUUGCCCUGACAGAUGCCUACAACAUUGCAUCAGUUGAGUUUUCAGCUGCCACUCAAUUGUUACCUCUCAGUUAUGCUUAUGCAUUCUAUGAGCCAUCACAAGGCAGAGUUCUUAGAAUGAGUUCAUUCUCUACUAGCUCAGUUGCCUCCAUUUAUUUACCAUUCAUUGCAAGCAGUGGAAACGUCAGUUCAGUUGACAUUUAUUUACUUGUUAAGGAUGAUUUGGAUUUUAUUGAUCAGUAUUACAUUUUCACUCUAGAAGUCACACCAUAUUUAGGAAAUACUGAUUCAUUGUUCAAUCAAACUCUUCCAGAUUCUAUCAAGACAGUUUUUGCGUAUGAUAAUUCCAUCAAACAGUCGAAUUCUGUUGCAGAUCAAGUUGUGAAAAACAUUGAAAUUCCAACAAAUUCACCAGAAGCAUCUCUCUCUGUCAUUCAACAAAUUCUUCCACAAAAUGCCAAUACUCCAUCAGUAGUUAAGGAAGUUCAAUCAAAAGUUCAAUCAUUCCUUGGCAGUGUCCAAACAAGUCAAUCAGAGGAAAUGAAAAAGUAUGGUUUCGUAAAGAAUCCACUCAGUAGUACUGCACUCCAAUCGACUUUGAAUCUCAUUUCGGAUUUAUUCUCAUCCAAUAGGAAAUAUCCAGCUACUGGAAACACUUCAACAACAGAAUCUCUAGUUUUAUCAUUUAGUAAGAUUUUACUUUCGAAUGCUUUACCGAAAGUUGUCAAUUCCAAAGAUUCAGACCUACCAAAUGUUAAUUAUCAUUCCAGUGAAAUGAAUGUCACUGUCUCUUCACUAAUUUUCGGCUCAACCACUGACAAUGCAAUUCAACAAACUCUUCAUGGAACAAACUCACAACUUUCAUUGAAUUUAAAGAAAGUUGCCAAACAAUUUGGUGGAGAAUCAACAAAUAUUGGAUUAUCAUUGAUAACCUAUUCUCAAAAUGUUAAAUCGGAUAAUUAUUCUGCAAGUGUUCAAUCUGGAUCAACUCUGGUUGAAUUUAAAUAUUAUCAAGAUGCACAAGUAGUGACAUUGAAGGAUUUGGAUUCACCAUUUACUUUGAUAUUCACACCACUCAAUGAUCAAAUCAAACAAAAUUUAACACUCAACACUACGAAUGUUAAAUGUAUGUAUUGGAAUGAGGAAGUGUCAAUGUGGAAAUCAGAUGGCUGUCAAUAUUCAAAUUCCUCAAAAGAUUCUAUCAUUUGUCAAUGCACUCACACAACCAAAUUCUCCACUUUUAUUGAGUAUACUUCAUCCUAUUCGAACACAACUAAAUUGACCGAAACUGAACUAUUGUACAUUGCCAGCGUGUACAGUGCAGAGAUUAGUUUUGGAAUAAUGUUUGCAAUCUGCUCUGCCAUCAUUCUCAUUGUCUUGAUUAUUUACAGGAAGGAACAACCAUUACUUUCAAGAUUCUUGACUCCAUUCUUGGGAAUGCUUGCUCUAUUAGUGGAAAGUGUUUUAAUUUCAAUUGUGCAAAGAUCUGUACUUGUUAGUCAACUCUUACCAAGUCAAUCUAAAAUGUGGGAAUCUGGAGGCGAAACUGCCACUAAUAUUGUUGGAAAUGUCACUAUGAUUAUUGUAAACACAUUGAAUUUGACAGCCAUCUUGGCAUAUGUCAUCCAAGUUAUUAGAUUCCAGCUCCUCAAAUAUUUAUAUGAUGUGAUAGCUCAGAAGAAUAAUGGUCAAUCAUUCAUGAUGAAAGUAUUGAGAUUCGUCACUUCUAAAAAGCUUUUCGUCACUCUGAUUGUCAUUUCAUUAAUCUUUAAUUUGUGCUAUUGGUUAAUGUGGGUCUUGUUAGUGAGAUUGAGUGUUAUUACUGCAUCUGUUUAUACUGAGGCAGUUUCCAUUUCGUAUACAGUUAUUAUAUUCGGAUAUAGUGUGAUUAUUAGUAUUAUAGCAAUUGUGGAUAUUAUUUCUAGUACAAGACAAAAGAAGAUUAAGAGGAGAAGAAGGUCAACUGUCAAUUCAUUGUCUUCAACUAGCUCAACAAAAUCAUCCCAGUCACUUAUUCCAUCAAAAUCUACUCGAAGAUUCUUUUAUUUGGAUGCUCCUUUAUUUUUCAGAUCUGAAAUGUUCAUGUAUUUGGUCUGUUUUGCACUCAUGAUUAUUCAACAAGUUAUUGGAUUAGUUUCUAAUAAUUUCAGAUUUAUUGAUGCAAAUGCUUAUGAAAUUGCAAUUUAUUUUGAUGGAAUUCGAUUUGCAUUUGAAGUAUUGUACACUUGUGUGUAUUUACUUGUAUUUGGAGGUUUUGCUAUUCUUGUACUAAUUGUCUACAAGGUAAAAAUUAACAAGAGAAGAAAACAACUGGUCAACCAAGAUUUACAAGAUACUGAAAUGAUUGAAACCAUCUCGGAUGACAGAGGUUACGACCUCUUUGAACAAUUCUGCAUCCAAGAAUUAGCUACAGAAAAUCUCUACCUCUUGGAAUUACUGAGAUACAAUCCAGAGUUUGUGGAAGGAAGAAGUAUGAAUGAAUUGCCAAACUUUUUAGAAACCAUUCAUGAUUUGUUCAUCAAGACUGGAGCCGUUUCUGAAGUGAAUAUUCCAUCAACAACUAGAAAGAGAUUCCUGCAAAUGAUGAAACUUGUAAAGGAGGAAAAGAAAAUGUCAGUUGAAAAGAUAACUCUUGAAGUUCAGCAAUGUUUUGAAGAAUUGCAUGAUCAAGUUUCUGUUAAUUUGGGAGAUACCUUUUCAAGAUUUGUUCUAACAGAAAUUUAUGAGCAAUACAGGAAUCAACGUGCUUUGAAAAUGGAAUUGGUCAAACAAGCCAAUAUUGAUAUUGAAUUGGAAAAUUUGAAAUAAAUUUAUUACCUUUUUCAGAA